AUGUCUUCCAUUAAAAUUGAAUCUGUUGUGAAGGACAAGAACAGGAUGGGAGAAUGCCCCGUAUGGGAAGAAAGGCAGAAUUCCCUUGUAUAUGUGGAUAUCAACUCACAAAAAGUUUGCCGCUGGAACUCCAUCACCAAUGAAGUUCAGUGUGUGCCAGUGGAUGCUCGUGUUGGCUCAGUGGCCCUUCGUAAGCAUGGCAGUUAUGUGAUCGCUGUAGGAACCAGGUUUGCUUUCCUGAACUGGGAAGAUCAGACAGUUGAUUCCAUCACAGAACUGGAAUUAGAUAAACCACACAACAGAUUUAAUGAUGGAAAAGUGGACCCAAUGGGGAGAUUUUUUGCAGGUACCAUGGCUGAGGAGACAGCGCCCGGAGUGAGGGCAAGGCACCAAGGUGCUCUGUACACUCUCUUUCCUGAUCGUUGUGUCAUUAAGCAAUUAGAACAGGUGGACAUCUCGAAUGGCCUGGAUUGGUCGCUGGAUCACAGAACCUUCUUCUACAUCGAUAGUCUAGCAUUUGCAGUGUAUGCUUUCAACUACGAUGUGUCCAUGGGCAAAAUUGAUUGUGGCAGCUGCAGGUCUGUGUACAAGCUGGAAAAAGAAGAAGAAAUGCCUGAUGGGAUGUGUGUUGAUGCCGAAGGAAAACUCUGGGUGGCCUGUAUGGAUGGUGGGCGUGUGAUUCGUAUUGACCCUGAAACAGGAAAAAGAAUUCAGACUGUGAAGAUGCCAGCUUCCAGGAUCACAUCUUGCUGCUUUGGAGGAAAAGACUAUUCUGAAAUGUAUGUCACGUCUGCCUGUGAUGGACUGGACAGAGCGGCAUUAGCCAAGGAGCCUCAGGCUGGAGAGGUUUUCAAGAUAACGGGCCUGGGUGUGAAAGGGAUCCCGCAGUACUGCUUUGCUGGUUGAGUGUUCAUUCACAUUAUGGGACAGGUGUGCAAUCCAGCCAGAAGCCAUGCUGCUCAAGAAAAGUAGCCCGACUUGCUAAUAAAUAUAUUAACAGGAAAAC
Messenger RNA from Varanus komodoensis (Komodo dragon), 1006 nucleotides. RefSeq names its product regucalcin-like. Gene Ontology annotation, biological process: L-ascorbic acid biosynthetic process. Lineage: Eukaryota; Metazoa; Chordata; Lepidosauria; Squamata; Varanidae. The record is from RefSeq and is a predicted model, not a curated record. Gene Ontology annotation, molecular function: gluconolactonase activity; enzyme regulator activity; calcium ion binding. The coding region runs from base 1 to 906 and encodes 301 amino acids. The transcript has 6 exons.